Messenger RNA from Pogona vitticeps (central bearded dragon), 2036 nucleotides. RefSeq names its product opsin-5. The record is from RefSeq and is a predicted model, not a curated record. NCBI's taxonomy places the organism in Eukaryota, Metazoa, Chordata, Lepidosauria, Squamata, Agamidae. Gene Ontology annotation, biological process: G protein-coupled receptor signaling pathway; visual perception. Gene Ontology annotation, cellular component: membrane. Gene Ontology annotation, molecular function: G protein-coupled receptor activity.
AUGAGUUCUUACCUUGUGAAUGCAACAUUUCAUUCCAAAAUAACAGAAGCAGCUGAUAUUAUUUUUGGCGUCUUCUACAUUGUAUUUGGCAUAUGCGCCUUGUGUGGGAACAGCAUCCUCCUAUACAUUUCCUAUAAGAAAAGGAACCUAUUGAAACCAGCAGAUUACUUCAUGAUCAACCUGGCUAUCAGUGACCUUGGUAUGACUUUCACCUUGUACCCUCUAGCUGUUACAUCCAGCCUUUCACACAGGUGGCUGUAUGGUCAACAUGUUUGCUUGUUCUAUGCUUUUUGUGCAGUGUUGUUUGGAAUCUGCAGUCUGACAACACUAACAUUACUGAGUACUGUGUGCUGCCUAAAAAUUUGUUUCCCAGCUUAUGGGAAUAGAUUCAGGCGCGAACAUGCUUGGAUGUUGAUAGCCUGCACUUGGGCCUACGCAGCCUUUUUUGCCCUUUCUCCACUAGCUCACUGGGGAGAAUAUGGAGCCGAACCAUAUGGUACAGCAUGCUGCAUUGACUGGCACACUUCAAAUAUAAACAAGACAGCUAUGUCUUACACCAUUGUCCUUUUUGUCUUCUGUUUUAUUAUCCCCUGUGGAAUAAUUGCUACCUCUUACACUCUUAUUCUGAUCACCGUGAAGGAAUCCAGAAAAGCAGUGGAACAACAUGUCUUGGGAUCUACCAGGAUAAGCAGUGUACAAACUAUUACAGCUAAGCUGAGCAUUGCUGUGUGCAUUGGAUUUUUUGCUGCCUGGAGUCCAUAUGCUGUCAUUGCCAUGUGGGCAGCCUUUGGAUCAAUUGAAAGGAUUCCCCCACUAGCCUUUGCUGUACCAGCAGUAUUUGCUAAGUCUUCACCACUCUACAACCCAGUUAUGUACCUAGUUCUAAAGCCCAAUUUUCGAAGCAUCAUUGCCAAAGAUUUUGCAAUUCUCCAACAGUUAUGCAUCAAGACUUGCUUUUGUGUCAAAUGUGCACAAACUUGCACUUUCAGGUCAACUCUGGAGGCCCACUUGAAACCUUUUAAAGGAAGAAAUGAGUCCACCAGUAAUUCUGUGCAAACAGUGGAAGGAUGUUCUUAUUUUCCUUGUGAAAGGUGCAACGAUCCAUUUGAAUGCUUUAAGAACUAUCCAAAAUGCUGCCAGGAGAGGUUAAAUGCUAUGGAACAUGUUCCUCAAGAAAGCAUAUCCUUGGAAAAUAAUAUUCGGUCAAAAACAAAACAUCAUUCUGAAAAAUGCAUAAAAGUGGUUGUCCAGGGAGAAAAAAACACUGAAACGGAUGGUUUGGAAGUAACAUUAGAAAACCUACCUACACAUGCUAGAUAAUGCCAACCUGUAGCAUAUGUUUGGUCAAAUGCUCUGAGCAACAAUUUAAUUGCAUCAGACUUAAUGAAUGUAAAACAUUUCUAAACACUAUCGUAUUUUUAUACAGUUAUUUUUUUGUUUCCUUAUUGCCCAUGAGAGUAGCAUGAAUGCAUUGAAAAGAAUACAUGUAUUUUAUUUCCACCAAGUAUGUUACAUUCCUAGGGAGAUUCAGAACAAAUUGUAUUCUACAGUAAUUUGUUUCUGACUUCUGAGAAUUUCAGAUCUUCUUAACCUCUUUGCACUCUUCAUACCUAUAAAAAAUUGCCUGAUGGAUCCUUGUUACAAGUAUUUUAUAUUGAUUAGCAAGCUCAAUCUACAUUGGACUCCUGGAAGGUCUUUCAAAUGAUUGUGUGUUGCUUACGUAAUUGAUAUUGGCUUCAGAAACCAUGAGCUGUUAUUUGUUAUCCCUUCCACCUUUUAAUUAGGCUGUGCUUAUGCUCACAUCCUUUGCAUGUUUCCUUCCAAGACAGAAAGUCGGACAGACUCCUUUUUCUGAUUCAAUCCUGCACUGUUCUUGAGGGAUUUCUGGGUAGUUUUGUUUAAGGAUGUGCCAAGGUUUGCCUUUCAGAAGCAAGCUACUGCAUGGAGGGACAGUUUUUUCAUAUAUUUCUGAAUUGCUGAGAAGCACUGCAGGAAUAUUUUUAUGGCUUUGAGAAGACAUUAACUUCCCCAACAAA